AUGGCGACGAUACGCCCAACACGCCUCCCGCCUCCCUCGCGGGCUGCCAACCGCCCGGUCGAGCGCCUCGCUAGCUUGAAGAACCCUCACCCAACCCCGAUCCGACGCCCGCAGACCAAGCCCACCACCCAUCCCAAAACCACCACCUGUCCAAACCCGGGCUGCCCGGCCCCGCAUAUCGUCGAGGAUGACGGCCAGAAAGUGUGCUCCGGCUGCGGCACCGUCAUCAGCGAAGCCAAUAUAGUGUCCGAAAUCACCUUUGGCGAGUCCUCCUCCGGCGCUGCCAUCGUGCAGGGCACGUUUAUCGGCGCGGACCAGAGCCAUGGCCGGAGCACUGGCCCCGGGUUCCAGCGGGGUGGAGGGGUGGAGAGCAGAGAAAUCACCGAACAAAAUGGAAAUCGAUAUAUCGCCCAACUGUCGCGCGCCCUGAAUAUCCCUGAAAGCGCCUCCAAAGCCGCUGGACAGGUGUUCAAGCUUGCCGUAGGACUGAACUUUAUUCAAGGGCGACGGACAAAGACGGUUGCCGCCAUCUGCCUGUACGUCGCUUGUCGACGACAGGAUGGAAAUACGGUCAUGCUGAUCGAUUUUGCUGAUGUCUUGAUGAUCAAUGUCUUUAAACUAGGCCGUACCUACAAAGCCCUCCUGGAUGAAUUACGACUUGGGGGCAAUAUCUUCAUCAUGAACCCCAUAGACCCCGAAAGCCUGAUCUAUCGAUUUGCAAAGCAACUAGAAUUUGGUCCGUCGAUGAUGCAAGUUGCAAGCGAAGCCGUCCGCAUCGUACAAAGGAUGAAUCGCGACUGGAUGAUCACCGGACGACGACCAGCCGGUAUCUGUGGAGCUGCGCUGAUUCUCGCUGCUCGCAUGAACAAUUUUCGGCGCACCGUUCGGGAAGUCGUGUACGUCGUCAAAGUCACAGAGCUGACUAUCCAUCAACGUCUCAAUGAAUUCAAAGCCACAGAGAGCGGUGAUCUCACAGUCGAUCAGUUCCGUUCAGUGGACUUGGAAACUUCACACGAUCCACCUUCGUUUAGCCACUCGAAAGAUCCUAGGAGAGUCAACAAAAGGAAGAAACGAAAGGCCCCGGAAACCGCGGCAGAAAUCGAAGACGAUGAGGAGGAUACAAGCCCAACACCGCCUGCCUCAAAGCGCCCUCGUCGAGUCGAUGCAGACGGAUUCGCAGUGCCGGAUAUCCCCAUCGACCCGGCGAUUUUAGGUCCAGAGGAACAAGUCCAUCAAUUAUCCACAGAGAGCAACACUACUACCAGUGGAACAGACAAACCCAAACAGCCCAAAAGCAACAAGAAGCAACAGAUUCCGGAGCCUACUGAAGAAGAUUUGGCGUCAGAGUCCGCACUCGAAAGUGAAAUGACAGCACUCCUCUCCUCUGGCUCUUCUCUGGUUGCCAGCGCCGGACCUCCCAAGACUACCCCGCCUUCCAACGCAGAAUCUUCUUCCGCAAAACGGCAGGGUAAGCCGGUAUCCGACAGUCAGGAUAUUGAUCCCGCCGAGUUUGAUUCGGACCCUGAGGUUCGUCACUGCCUACUCUCUCCGACCGAAGUAGAAAUCAAAGAACGCAUCUGGGUCCAUGAAAAUAAAGACUACCUGCGAGCACAACAAGCCAAGGCCCUGAAACGAGCAUUAGCAGCAGCAGACCCGUCAACCGCAGGCGGAGCGCAUAAACCUCGAAAACGACGAAAGGGUCGCAUUGGAGACGUCACAUAUCUAGCAGGCGAAGGCGGCGAUGGUGACAGGGCCUCAUCACGCGCGUCUACCCCAGCGGAAGCAACCAGGCUCAUGCUCGAGAGAAGAGGAUUCAGCAAGAAGAUCAACUACUCCCUCCUCGAAAAGCUAUACGAGGACGACGUCGAAGUCAAACGCAAAGAAAGCGAGUCCGAAGGCGUUCAAAGCCGCAGCCGCAGCCGCAGCCAGAGUGUGGCCCGAAGCAUCCGCAGCUCCAGCGUCGUCUCCGACCGCGGCUUUGGCGGUUUGAACAGUCUUCGGUCGUCUGCGCGCUCGAGGAUCCUCAAGGGCACACAGGCCGCCGCGGCGGUGCUGAGAGCGAGCGCGACUCCCGAGCCGAGCAGGAGAGCGUUCCCCGUCCCGCGGGCCACCCCGGUGGCAGCCAAGGUGCCUGAACCGGAACCGGAACCGGAACCGGAACCAGCACAGCCUUUGAAUCCAAACGAAGAAAUCCUGGGGUAUAUUCCUGAAACGGAACCUGCGCGACCUACGGUGGAGGGGGGAUAUGAUGAAGACGAGGAGGAAGAAGAAGAAGAGGAUGAGGAUGCGGAGGAGGAUGAUGACCGGAUCGACGCGGCGUUUUCUGGGAAUUAUUAUGACGAGGGUAGCGAAGGGGGAUAUGACGAUGAUUAUUGA
Molecule: messenger RNA, 2376 nt
Organism: Uncinocarpus reesii 1704
Lineage: Eukaryota; Fungi; Ascomycota; Eurotiomycetes; Onygenales; Onygenaceae
Exons: 3
Coding region: 1-2376 (791 amino acids)
Biological process (GO): transcription preinitiation complex assembly; DNA-templated transcription initiation; transcription by RNA polymerase III
Cellular component (GO): transcription factor TFIIIB complex; nucleus; transcription preinitiation complex
Molecular function (GO): RNA polymerase III general transcription initiation factor activity; RNA polymerase III type 3 promoter sequence-specific DNA binding; TBP-class protein binding
Source: RefSeq, a predicted model, not a curated record